This is a messenger RNA of Cylas formicarius (sweet potato weevil), 2740 nucleotides long. Its product is annotated as dipeptidyl peptidase 9. The record is from RefSeq and is a predicted model, not a curated record. The transcript is spliced from 9 exons. Bases 256 to 2733 code for a protein of 825 amino acids. NCBI's taxonomy places the organism in Eukaryota, Metazoa, Arthropoda, Insecta, Coleoptera, Brentidae. Gene Ontology annotation, biological process: proteolysis. Gene Ontology annotation, molecular function: dipeptidyl-peptidase activity; serine-type peptidase activity.
UGAAAUGUACUAUUAAUUUGAGGUUAUAAAUUGUUUUCGGUUGCGAUUUGGGUCAAAAAAGAAAUGUCUUUUUGUAUUAAAUUGAAAUUGUGCCACAUUUUCCGGAUAUUCUGAAGCCAUAAAUAAAUUGUUUUUUGCGUCUGCCAAAACCUACACUAUGUUUUAAUAAUAAAUAACAUGGUGCUCUGUCACCAUAACGUUAUUUAUUUUUGUAAUUUUAUAUUAAUUUAACAAAUGCAAUAUAAUUAAAACAUAAUGGACGUGGAAUCUAAAGAGGGCAAAUUAACUUGGCCCGAAUUAAAAGCGGUCGUAAGUGAGUUAAGAAGGCAGUUAUCAAGUUUGUCCACCAUGGUUCCAACUGGUUUCACAUUUCGAACAUUGCAAGAUGGUCGAACCAGAAUAUACUUUUUAAGUACACCCCACAAUGGUUGGGAAACCACUUUACUAUUCGCGGACAUACCCAAUUCCAAUCAACCAAACAGUUUGCGAUUGCAGUGGCAAUGUGUUCUAGAGUCAAAUUUUCCUUGUCUGUCGACAUGUAACAGGUCAUCCAGGGAAGAACAGCUGUUGUGGGAAAGAAAACGAUUGGCUACAUGGGGCAUAAACAGUUAUGAAAUCCACGAAGAGUCUGGAAAAAUUAUAUUCCCUGCGGCUAGUAGUUUGUUUCAAUGUGUAGACAAUGGCUUUUCGAAUGGGCAAUUAUUUCCAACCAAGCUGCGGUUGACGUCUAUUGGAGCUAAAUUAGACCCGCAAAUAUGUCCAUCCAAUCCAGAUCUGCUAGCCUACAUUUGUAACCACGAUAUAUGGGUUACACACACAAUAUCUGGCUCAAAUAUUAGACUAACAUACUCACACAAAGGAGGAAGGAAUCUAUCAGACGAUCCACUCAGCUCUGGGGUGCCAUCUUACGUCAUGCAGGAGGAAUUUUGUAGAUAUCAAGGAUACUGGUGGCAGCCCAAAUGUAUAGGUGGUGUCUAUAGAAUUCUUUAUGAGGAAGUAGAUGAUGGUGAUGUUAAAUUAUUUUGUUUCCCAUCCUCCCAGUCUGAUAGUGGUGACGUCGAAGAGUUCCGAUUUCCCAGAGCGGGUUGUACUAAUUCAAAGUCAUACCUCAAAAUGAUUGAAUUUAAACUUAACGAGCACCUGCAGAUUGUUGAUCUUUGCAUGCUUGAUUUGCAAUUUUCAUUGUCAGUUUUGUUUCCAUGGAUGGAAUACAUGGUUCGGGUUGGAUGGACCCCUGAGGGAGAAUAUGUGUGGGUACAGCUGUUAGAUCGAAGGCAACAACAUCUGGAAGUGGUUCUUUUAUCUCUCAGCAAUUUCUGCGAUGAUCUUCCAUAUCUCAACAGCACAUGUAAAAUGAGCAAUAUAUCUGGUAACCCAAUUGUCCAAGUUUUGUACUCCCAAGAUUCACAAUUGUGGGUCAAUGUUCAUGAUCUGCUGUAUUUUUUACCUUUGGAGAAUAAUGAGGUUAAAUUCAUCUGGGCCAACGAAGACAGCGGCUACAGACACUUGUAUUUAGUAACAUCUCAAAUUAUGCCACACACCAAUGGUGUUACAGAAAGCCCUCAAUUAACGGAUUAUGUUUUUCUGGCGCCCAAAAUUGUGUCAAAAGUUCAGCUGACAAUGGGCGAAUGGGAGGUCAUGGGUCAAGAUAUUUGGGUGAAUCCUGAAAAACAACUACUUUAUUUCAUGGGGCUUAAAGAAACCCCAUUAGAAAAGCAUCUGUACGUUGUUUCGUUAAAAAGACCAGGAGAGGUAAGACUGCUGACAAGGCCUGGAUACUCAUACGCAAUUGAUUUUAAUAAGGAGCGUAAUUUGUUAGUCACUGUAUAUAGCAACAUUCAGAAACCUCCCGCUUGUCAAGUAUUUAGAGUAGAUGAGACUGACUGGACCGUCGAGGGUAUAGGCCUGACGCCACUAGGCUACUUAGUAGAGUCGGCACCCAGCGUUAGCGAAUGCUACUCACCCGAUCUCUAUACCCACGAAAUUAGUUCCGGCCACGUGUUAUACGCUAUGGUAUUUAAACCUCACAAUUUCGAACCGGGUAAGAAAUAUCCCGCCAUAUUGAACGUUUAUGGUGGACCCGAGGUGCAGCUUGUCUCCAACACUUUCAAGGGCAUGAGGCAGUUGAGAAUGCACAUGUUGGCCGCUAGAGGUUAUUGCGUUAUAGCGAUCGAUUCGCGCGGAUCUCAACAUCGCGGCUUACUGUUUGAAGGUUAUAUAAAAGGCAAAAUGGGCACUGUCGAGCUCAAAGAUCAAGUCGAAGUAUUAUGUUGGCUAGCGGAAACUUUGGGUUAUAUAGAUUUGGCCCGAGUGGCAAUACACGGCUGGUCUUAUGGAGGUUAUUUGAGCCUUAUGGGGUUGAUUCAUCAUCCGGACGUAUUUAAAAUAGCUAUCGCGGGCGCGCCCGUGACCAAUUGGAAUUUGUAUGAUACCGGCUACACGGAAAGGUACAUGGACUUGCCCAUGCAUAAUCCCGAAGGGUAUCAAGAAGGUUCAGUAUUGAAUUUCGCACACAAGUUUCCUGAAGAGGAAAACCGCUUAUUAAUAAUUCACGGUCUAAUAGAUGAAAACGUCCAUUUCAACCACACAUCGCAGCUUAUAAAUGGUUUAAUUAAAGCGGGCAAGCCAUACCAGUUGCAAAUUUACCCCAAUGAAAGGCACUCCUUAAGGCACUUAGAUUCGAGUAAACAUUACGAAACAACGCUCUUAUCGUUUUUACAAAAUAACCUCUAAUAAAUGU